This is a messenger RNA of Cylicocyclus nassatus, 1581 nucleotides long. The record is from the annotation of a GenBank genome assembly. NCBI's taxonomy places the organism in Eukaryota, Metazoa, Nematoda, Chromadorea, Rhabditida, Strongylidae.
AUGAGAUUUGGAUGUAUUGUCAUCUUGGUAGCGGUAGCACACUGCACAACAACAACAACUCCUUCUAAAGAAGAGAGACCUGGAAGCGAAGACGAUGUCAUCACAAAUAAUGGUACCAAAAUUACUCGAGAUUCCCCACGCAUAGCUCACGAUCAGGGCUCUUUGAUGGCUACGUUCCCGGUUGUAUCUCGAAUUCGAUCCAAAAUAAAAUCGAAUACACUGCAAGCUCGACGACAGCAGACAACUGGUGUAGUCAGUGGGGUCAAUGACCAAAUGCAAAAACUGCUCAUCUCGCCCGAUCUCACGAGUAAUGCAAAUGGAGCUUUUGCAAGAACACCGUCGGGGACCGGCUCAAGUAUAUAUACCGUCUAUGGACCACAAACAACACUUACAGGAGAACCGUAUCUUAGCGGAUACCGUGGAAUCCCAGACACACACGAAUCAACAGCUGUACAACCAAAUUAUGUAGGAGCGUUGACAAAACCGAGUACAAGGAAGCAUACAUUCGGAAGCUAUGGAAGUAUUGAUAGCGUCAAGAGCCAAUCUUGGCAACAACCGGUCACAGAUCAAGGACAGUAUGGCAGCUCCGAUUACAAUUACGGACCACCUUCCUUUGAACAACCCAACACUUUCGCCACCUAUUCUUCUUAUAACGGAGAUUAUAACGGAUACAGUAUGCAAAAUCCGUAUGGGGCAGCUUAUCAGGGUGGUAGUGAUCAAAAUUACGAGCCCCUACAGCAGGAAACUUACGGGACCCCUUAUUCGGGCUAUGGAACAACUCGACAAUCAACUACUUCCACAUUAGGAAGUUCCUGGCCUUCUCAAAGCUAUGGAUCUUUCAAAAUGGAAAAUUGGCAGCCUCAAAUUCAAAUCAAACCAACCACCUGGCAACUAUCGCAGUAUGCAGGGAAUAAGGAUAACUACGAUCAGACAAACUCUGACUACAGUGGAUUGAAAGUAGAGCAAAUGCCUAUGAAUGGCUAUGGUAGUCAAGACUAUGGCUACGGUACUGGCAGUGGCUCAUCAUAUGGUACCGACUUGUUAGUUGGCUACAGUGGAGUAAAUACUCAGAUUGGUGGAUACACCUCUGGCUACAGUAAACCAAUGAGUUCGUACAAAACACACAACUAUGAAACACCAAUCUACGGUGGACAACAAGGUAGCACUUAUUACGGUAGUGACUACAUAGAUGACUACGGUAGCUUUAUUGACGGAUACCAGCAUGGAACAGGUUCUUCGCAAAUAUCCGGUCAAGAAUACAGUAAUCCUGGAUCCACUUCGGACUAUGGAUCAGGCUAUACUCCAAGCCAGACGUUCACUUCUGGUGGGAGCUCCUAUCAACCAACUGGGUACCAUAAUAGUGGAUAUCAAAACCCCUACUCAACUUUGGAUUUCACGGGAUACAAUAGCAACAAUGCAAACGAUGCCUAUCGAUCGAUAAGCAGACCUGGAGUAGAUUUUUUAAUGGCUGGUUACGGUGCACAGAAAGGAGCUGCCAGCGCAAAAUCCGCAAAAAAAUUGACAAAUAAUAUAACCCCAUCUAUGCUUGUUGAAGAUGGUUACAAGACGAAAAGUGCAUGA